This is a messenger RNA of Cynoglossus semilaevis (tongue sole), 10762 nucleotides long. Its product is annotated as calmodulin-binding transcription activator 1-like. The record is from RefSeq and is a predicted model, not a curated record. Gene Ontology annotation, biological process: regulation of transcription by RNA polymerase II. Gene Ontology annotation, molecular function: double-stranded DNA binding; protein binding; transcription coregulator activity. Lineage: Eukaryota; Metazoa; Chordata; Actinopteri; Pleuronectiformes; Cynoglossidae. Gene Ontology annotation, cellular component: nucleus.
AAAAAAAAACCCCCAGACUGCUGCCGGUGUCGGAGCCAAGGUGAGGGUGGCUGUGUGUUGUUCCAGCCCCUCCGUCUCUGCUGCUCACAACCAAUCGUAAGUUCUCCUCUGUCGGAGCGACUCCUCCGCGUGCUCCUGUCCUCGCCGUGCACGCGCCUGGUACCCACGGUCGUGAGGAGGAGGAGGAUGUUGCGCGUGAAGGGGAAAUGGCUGCCGAAAACAAGCCGGAAGGACUGAAGAAAGUUCGUAAUCCGGAUCGAAUGUACAGAUCAGCAGUGUGUUAUGCUGGCCAUGGUCCACCUAAGAGUAUGAGUGAUGACACAGAGAUGAAAAAUGAACAUGGACAUUUGAAAAUAUACCUGCCCAAGAAGCUGCUUGAAUGUCUACCAAAAUGCACCUCGCUGCCAAAGGAGAGACACCGGUGGAACACUAAUGAGGAGAUUGCAGCUUACUUGAUAACAUUUGAAAAGCAUGAAGAAUGGCUAACAACGUCCCCCAAAACAAGGCCGCAGAAUGGGUCGAUGAUAUUGUACAAUAGGAAGAAGGUGAAGUACAGGAAGGAUGGCUACUGCUGGAAGAAGAGGAAAGAUGGGAAGACCACACGGGAGGAUCACAUGAAGUUGAAAGUGCAAGGUGUUGAGUGUCUGUACGGCUGCUACGUCCACUCCUCCAUCAUCCCCACCUUCCACCGUCGGUGCUACUGGCUGCUCCAGAACCCUGACAUCGUGCUCGUCCACUAUUUGAAUGUUCCGGCCAUUGAGGAUUGUGGGAAACCAUGUGGUCCGAUCCUGUGCUCCAUCAACACGGACAAGAAGGAGUGGGCCAAGUGGACCAAAGAGGAGCUUAUUGGACAGCUCAAGCCCAUGUUUCAUGGCAUCAAGUGGACUUGCAGCAAUGGGAACAGCAGCUCGGGCUUCUCAGUGGAGCAGUUAGUGCAACAGAUUCUGGACAGCCACCAAACCAAGCCACCUCCCCGGACUCACAACUGCCUCUGCACAGGAACCCUGGGUGCAGGCAGCAGUGUGCACCACAAAUGCAACAGCGCCAAACAUCGCAUCAUCUCUCCAAAAGUGGACCCCCGCGGUGGAUACAGUAGUGCCCACUCUGAGGUCCAAAACAACGAUGUGUCGGAGGGAAAGACAGAGCACAGUACACAUGCUGGAGGCAAAGGCUCUGGGGGUGGAGGCGGGAACAGUGCCAGAGAGAAACGCAAUGGCAAGGUUCACAAGCCUGUGCUGCUGCACCAGAACAGCACAGAGGUGUCAUCCACCAACCAGGUGGAAGUUCCUGACACUACCCAGAAUUCCCCGGUCUCCAUCAGCAGCGGCCUCAACAGUGAUCCAGACAUCGCUGACAGCCCCGUGGUAACGGGAAUGAGCCACGUGGCCUCCGUCAUGUCUGGCUUGUCUCAGAAUGUCUUCAUGUCCGAGGUCACAGGAGACCCCGUCUACAACAUGUCUCCCACCGGGGGUCCCAACACUCACCUGAUGGGAGCGGAUGCCACCUCGCAGGGUCUGGUUUUGUCUGUGACCUCUGAUCGUCACAAGUUUGCCUUCCCCAGUGGGGGAGUGGGGGAACCUGGGACGACCGCAGCAGGAGACAGCCUUUCCAUGUUGACUGCUGCCGGCGUGUCUGAGGAACUGGUGCUGUCCAGCAGUCUUGAUUCUGGAGCCAUCAAGAUCCCAGAGACUAAUAUGAACUUUGAUCCUGACUGCUUCCUAAACAACCCAAAACAGGGCCAGACAUAUGGAGGCAGUGCAAUGAAAACUGAGGGGAAUUCAUCCUCCACCUCCUCCUCCUCUGUGGGCAGUAAUAGCACCAAUGGCAGUCUUCAACGUUCUCCCAGCAUUUCAGAUAACGGCUACAGCUUCAAUGCAGCUUUGGUGAAGAACAUAAAGACAGAGGACACGUCAUUUGAGCAGCAGCUGGCCAAGGAGAGUGGCUACCAGGUGGGGGCAGUAGUCAAUUGUGGCAGUGGAGUGUCUGUGGCAUCUGGUGGCUCAGGCCAGGGCAGCCUCUCUCUCACCUCUGCAGGCUCCCUGCUUCCUUCUGGUGGGGGUCUGAGUCCAAGCACCACCCUGGAGCAGAUGGAUUUCAGUGCCAUAGAGGCCAAGCAAGACUAUACUUCCAACACCAACACCGUCAGCUAUGGUCAGGCCAUGUCCAGUCCUCACAUGCAGCACCAGAACCGUUCACCCAGCUUCUUCCUCCAGGAGGCCUCUCAGACGAGCCACACUCAGCAGGGCAGGCCCACCAUGGGCCAGAAAACACAUUUGAUGGAGCACAACUCCCAUGACUCUAGCGCUUACAUGGGGCUUCAGGUGGUGAAGACAGACUCUCCUGGCAGCAAUGGUCACCUCCAUCCUCACCACCAGGGCCACCAGACCCAGCACAGGGCCAACUGCAAUGGAGGCUCAACCACUGAUGGUCCUGUCCAGACUGGUUCUCUCCAGCUGCUCCAGUAUCAGGGGACCUUCCAAGGACUUGGCAAUGAACACGAGGAGGUGGUAGGUCUAGAGCAACCUGGCAGCGUGACAUCAGCUCAGGCCAAUGAGAAUGGAGCAGAGAAUCUACUGAAAGCAGGAGAUCACAUUCAGGCAUGUGGGAAUGGAGAUGGAGGGGGUGCAGAGCACUACCUGCAACAGGCUUCAGAUGGUAGUGGGGGAGGGACAGGUGGAGAGGGAGUAACCAUUCAUAAUGGAAACAACAACAGUGAUGGCAGCAAUCGGUCCCAGCAGCAGGAACAGCUGCAGCCUCUUCUCCAGAGCACAAGCAUGGUCCAGGGACUCUAUAACGCUGUAAGCACCCAUCAGGGACUUGGGGGAGGAGCUAGUAACGGAGCGGGUGGAGGCGCAGGUAUGGAGAUAAGUCUGGACCACUUUGACAUAUCUUUUGGAAACCAGUUUUCUGACCUUAUCAAUGACUUCAUUUCGGUGGAUAGUAGUGGAACCGCCAUGUCGGCUGGUGGAGCACUGUACACUCACCAGUUAGUGACAUCUCACAGCUCUGAUGGUCAGAGCACAGCUGGAGGGGGUCCUCAGCAAGGCCAGGAAGAAGGAGGUGCUCGAGGCUCGGGCUACAACAGCUCAGAGCUUUGCCUUCAACCCUGCUGCAGCCCCCAGUCUCUGAGCACAGGAGCUGGAGCAGGGGGGAACACUGGGGACGCGGGCUCCUUGUCCUACAUGAAUGUAGCCGAGGUGGUUUCAGCAGCUGUAGCCCAGGGGGCUCUAGGGAUGCUUCAGGCCACAGGCCGACUCUUCAUGGUCACUGACUACUCCCCCGAGUGGUCCUACCCUGAGGGUGGAGUUAAAGUGCUGAUCACUGGUCCGUGGCAAGAGGCGAGUUCAAACUACAGCUGCUUGUUUGACCAGAUCACAGUUCCAGCUUCUCUCAUCCAACCUGGAGUACUGCGUUGCUACUGUCCAGCACAUGAUACCGGCCUGGUCACUCUUCAAGUGGCUGUCAGUAACCAGAUCAUUUCAAACUCUGUGGUAUUUGAAUACAAGGCCCGUGCUCUUCCAUCACUGCCAUCAUCUCAGCACGACUGGCUAUCACUAGAUGAUAACCAGUUCAGAAUGUCUAUCCUGGAGCGCUUGGAGCAGAUGGAGAGGAGGAUGGCAGAGAUGGCCAGCCACCAGCAGCCGAGCGGUGCAGGGAGUGGUGGAGCUGGAGGGGGGGGAGGUGGAGGGGGAGGAGGAGGAGGCGGUGGAGGUGGAGGCAACAACAGCCAGUCACAGUGUGUAUCUGGCCAGAUGCAAGCUGGCAGCUCCUUUGAAAGUCGUGUCGUGGUAGUCUGUGAGAAGAUGAUGAGCAGAGCUUGCUGGGCCAAGUCCAAACAUUUAAUCCACUCUAAGACCUUCAGAGGCAUGACACUGCUUCACCUGGCCGCAGGCCAGGGCUAUGCCACACUCAUCCAGACACUAAUCAAGUGGCGUACUAAGCAUGCUGAUAGCAUUGAUUUGGAGUUGGAAGUGGACCCUCUGAAUGUGGACCACUUCUCCUGCACACCCCUGAUGUGGGCGUGUGCACUGGGUCACUUGGAGGCAGCAGUGGUACUGUACAAAUGGGACAGACGUGCCCUGGCUAUCCCCGAUUCUCUGGGACGUUUGCCCCUGUCAAUUGCCCGUUCUCGUGGCCACACCAAAUUGGCCGAAUGUCUGGAGCAGCUACAGAGGGAAGAGCAGCAGGCGCCAGCCACUCUACCACCCUCCACCCGCAUGUCUUUCUCCCCUGGCCCAGAUGCCCCUACAACAGACAGCUGGAUGGUCAACUGGGCGAAUGACAGCGUAAUGACCCCCAGCAGCAAGAAGGGAGGAUCUGCCUCCACAACAACUACAUCCAGUACCACCAGCCUAAAUCCAGACCUUAGAAGGCCCAGGUCAGAGCCAUCGAACUACUACAGCAGUGAGGGUCAAAGGGACCUCCCUCUGGCUAAAAAACACAAACCUAACCCAGAGCUGUCUCAAACACGGCCAAACAAGGCCAUGUCGGUUCCUUUAAGUCUGGAGCAGCAGCAAUUCAAUAAACUGUCCUCGAGCCCCAAGAGCCUGUCAUUAGCAGGGAUGAGUUCAGAAAGUUCUGGAAGCUGCACAGGAGCAGUCAGAUGGACCUCGAGAGACAGUUUCUCCAACAGUGGCUUAGGCAGGAAGACCCUGGGGGUCAGUGGAAGCAGCAGCUUGGGGAAGGAGAAACUGGUCAACCGGUUGCGCCAGCGCGAACAGCUAGGCAUGCUUGUCAUGUCUGACAGAGAAAUGGCCGACACCGAACUCCUGUCUUAUCGGGAAGAUCUGGAGAACCACGAUUGUCUGACACAGAUGGAUGACCUACAAGUCAACAUGAUGACUCUGGCCGAGCACAUCAUUGAAGCAACGCCGGAGAGGAUCAAGAGGGAGAACUUUGCUGCUGUGGACUCUGUUCCUUUGGACACAACGGGUGUCAGCAACACCAUGAACUGGCUGGCCAGCUACUUAGGAGAUGUGGAACAGCUGCCAAGCAUUAUACACCUGAGAUCUCUUUAUAAUGAACCACUCACUCCAACAUCCAAUCCCAGUCUCAGUCCUGGAGGGUCACCACUGAGAGAAGGUCCUCUGGAAAGAUCUGCACUGCCCUCCCCAGCUGACUGGAGUGAGUUCAUCAAUGCCUCUAACAGCAAGGUGGAACGAGACCUGGCCCAGCUGACUCUUUCAGACCCAGAGCAGAGAGAGCUGUACGAGGCAGCUCGCCUCGUCCAAACUGCCUUCCGCAAGUACAAGGGACGGCCGCUCCGAGAGCAACAGGAAGUAGCUGCUGCUGUUAUUCAACGUUGCUACAAGAAAUAUAAACAGCUAACAUGGAUAGCAUUGAAGUAUGCACUUUAUAAGAAGAUGACGCAGGCCGCCAUCCUUAUCCAGAGUAAAUUUCGCAGCUACCAUGAGCAGAAGAAGUUCCAGCAGAGUAGGAGGGCUGCUGUGCUUAUUCAGCAAUAUUACCGCAGCUACAAGGAGUUUGGGAGGCAGAAGCCACACCACCGUGGGGCAGCUGCUGCUCUAGUGCAGCACAAACUGAGAGCCAGUCUGCUAACAAAGAGGCAAGAUCAAGCAGCCAGGAAGAUCAUGAGGUUCCUACGUCGGUGCCGCCACAGCCCCUUGAUGGACCAUAGACUGUUCAAGCGGGGCGAAAGAAUUGAAAAGGGCCAGGGAACAUGAGACCCCGCAGAGGAGCCCCCUCACGAUGUGACAUCACUCUCCUGACUCCUCCUUUCUUUUUCAUUUGUACCUGAGACAUUUUACAACAGAAAUUGAAAAAAAAAACACAUCAAUGCAAGCACUGCAUUUAUUACUACUUCUACAGUGUUCCAUUGACAACUUCUACAUGUACAACAAUUUUUUUUUUUUUUUUCCACAUCCUUUGUUUCCACUGACUUGAUGUUUGUCAGCGAACGGCAACUUCUACGGGACGUGAAUAAACUCUAAAGGGACGGGGUGUAGGAAGGGGAUGCAAAACAUUUGCUUCUUGGCAUUUUUUGCACUUUUUUUUUGCGGCUUUUUUUCUCUUUAUGAAUAUGAAGACAUGAAGAACGAUGAAGCAAGCAAACCCCGAGUGGGUCCAUCAGGUGUGAGGACCUGGAGAGAGACGUAAACAUAUGGCUGCUGUAAAAGAUCUCAGAGGACAGACAUUUGAAAAAACAAAACAAAAAAAAAACUUGUUUUUUGUUUUUUAAUGAGAUAAAUUACACCCAGUUCUAUUUGUCUGCUGUAGACGACAUAAUAUUGAAUUUAGAUCCAUAGUUCCUCCUGUCUUACCGUACUCUGCCCGGAGUGUCCACACGGGCGGAGCUACAGAUGAAUGUAGUCAGGGUUCAAACAUGCAAAUGAAAACCGGAGGAUCUUUUUUCUUGACAUUUCCUUAAAAAAAAAAGAGUCCACUAUCCUUUCAUAAUGUCUUUUUAUUACUUGAAUUGUUCUCCACAAUGUCAGACUGUACUUGUUUCAUCACGUCAAAAUGUAUUGAUGAUCUAUAUCUUCAGAUUCUACGUUGUUGGAUCCUGCAUGAAACGGCAAAACGUUUUGCUUCUGUGCUUAAGGUCUCGUCUCUCUCUCAGCCGAGUUAUUUAUUUAUUUUUAUUUUUUUAAAUGUGUCUUCUCCAUUUUAUCCUCCAUAGGUUUUUACCAUUCCCAGUGUUGUCCAUUUUUAAAUAGAUUGUUCCUCUGAAGAGAAAUUGCCUAUUUUGUGUUGUAGUCGUUCUGGUCAUGCAGGUUAUUACUGUUCUUUUUAAAUGAACUUCAGAGCCUGUGAAGGCUUUUGAGGGGAAGAUCACAUACAUUGCCUUGACGUCUUAGAGAUUCUUUGAGGGGUCCCUAAGCUUGUCCCAAAAUAGGGGUUUGACAAAUCCAUAUUUUUGACAAUUGAGCGAUUUCUGUAUAUAACGGAGGCUGAAGUACGUAGGAAAAACAUUUACCCAAAAAAAUGGGAUUGUAUUUUAGAAAUAUAUUAUUUUAUUCAUUAAAAAUGGAUAAAAACAGGUACGAGACAAAAACAGAAUAUUUGUAUAGUUUUCUUUGAAUGCCUAAAAAGUAUGGUUGUAUUGUUUGUAUAUAGUGUAAAUACCUGAGAUAAAAUGAGUAAUGUGCAUGAAAAGUAUGAACAAAGCUAAAGGGGAAAAAUACAACAAAAGCAGUAGUGGCUAUGCUCUGUAAAAUGAAAAAUAUUUCACUAUUAGAGUAUUUUAUUUUAUUUUGAUUGUUCUUGAGAAGAACAUUUUUGCUAAAGCAUGAUAAUAAUGCAAUAUGAAAAUGAAAAAAAAUCAUAUUUAGAUUUAGGAGAAGACUGCAAAGUUAUCUUUAAGGUACAGUUAUGUUUGUUGGGUUUCUGUUUGUUUGUUUAUUUGGUUGUUUGUUUGUUUGUUGUUUACUUUGGGCUACCAAGAAAAUUUUCCAAUGGUGCCAAGGUAUGUGAAUGCUAUAUAACUUAAGAAAGUAAUUAAGUUCAUAUUUUUUGCUGAACAGAUAAUCGUACAGUGACAUACACUUUAGCACUAAAGAUCACAACUUGACUGAUCGAUCGAUCGAUCAGUAAGGUACACAGUUUGCAGAGGUAGUCAUACUCGAGCAGAGUGCAUUUAAGCCUAUUGUGUCUCUCCGUUCAUUCCCACAAACAACAAACCAUUUGCUAUUAUUAAGUCUGCCAUAGAAAUGUUGGGGAUUUAUUUUCGUUGUCAUUGCAAAUUGAAUGUGAUGUGUUUCAGGGGUACGGUGUCUGAUCUUAAAGAUUGUAAAAGUCAGCCUUGUCCUCGCCGUCCCGUCGUAUAAAACCAUCCACGUUAUGACUUCCUGUCAUUGAAAAAGAUUGAAUUCACCUCCUGAAAUGUUGCAGCAGACGCUGAUUUACAGCCCCCUCUGUGGUGAAAGGGUGACCACACUUUACUAAGACAAUGUGUUUUAACGAAAACAAAAACCCGCUUCGUUCAAGGCUGCCAGGAUUUAUUAUACCUUGAAUUCCAAAAGAGAAAAAAAAAAUAAUCAAAGAUGUUAAUUUAAAAACAUGUAGCGACCGUGCGUGACUGGGCUUCUUGUUCUAGCAGCUGAAAAAAAAAGAACAGUAGGUGCUAAAAAAAAAAAACAGAAAAGAAAAGCAUCCACAGGUGAUUUUUGCAUCAGUGCAGGUUCAAUAAGCUGAGGUGGUUUUAAAAUACUGGUGUCAUUCAUAACAUGAGACAAAAACAGCGUGUCUGGUUCAAAGCGUUUUGACUGAACUUUAUACAAAAUGUAAAAAUCUGAGAGAAAUCUUUAACGAGCUGCCAGUUCAGUGGUGCCUGUCCAGUCUCUGUGGAAUUCCUUCAAUGUGUUUGGAUUUAAAGUGACAAUAUUUUACGAUUCAACCAAGUGCCACUUGAAAUCUUUUUUUUUUUUUUAAUUAUUCCUCUGACUGAAUUGUUGACAUGUUUGUUGAGUGACAUUUCUACAUUUUGUUUUUCCUUUGACUUACUGUUUGUAGCUCAUUUGAUAUGUGAAAACUUGUUUUUUUUUGUUUUUUUUUCUUGAGUGUUUAAGUAGAAAGUGCCUAUCCAUAUCCUGAUAACACCAAGCCAAUGUCAGACUGCAUUCAAUGUACCUAAGGUUGUGAUGGAUUUGAGAAAGCAUAAGUCAUUCACAUACGAUCACCUUCACAUUACACUCCUUGAAGCCACACAAUAUUCCCUCCUCCUCGCGCCAGUAUCAGUGCAGUACUCCAGCUCUUCAACAAGCCUGGCUUUGUUUUAAAAAAAAAAAAAUUUUUUUUUUUCUGUUCUGUACUGGGACAGCUUGUUAAAGUUCACUUUAAUAACGCCACUACUGGGAUUUGUUGCCUUGCAUUCGUCCUCAAACUCUGUGGUUAGAAUGCACAGCUAAUGCAAUGUCCUGGCAAAAACGGAGACGGAUUUAUUAUGCUUGCAUGGGUAAAAUAGUUAACAGGGUGACAGAACUGCACCUAAAGCAUGCUUCUUUUCCUAGAAACGGUAGUCAGAUAGACUCAUUAAAACUCUAAAACAAUGAACGCUCGGUAGACGUGUCACAGAAGUCAGGACGGAGAGAGGGCGCGUGACCGGAGGGCACAGGCCAGAGGUCGGUACUCAGUGCAUGGGGACAGGACUGUUUUAAGGCGUUUCCUUUAGUUUCCUCGUUUACUUUAGAAUUGACGAGCGGGUCCCAACCUGGAACAGGAACAAAUGGAAAAAAAAAAAGUUUCAGACUGAUGAACGUACGUUAACAUACGGUACAAGGUAUCUCUAACAAGUAUGCACUAGGUGACGUAUGUCAUACACACACACACACAGAUGCACAAGAAAACACAGCACACAUGCAGAUUGGUGAAAGGCGUCGGCUUUUACGAGGACACUCAGCAGUGUUGCUCUUCUCUGGGGCUGAGGGACUUGAUCACCUCUUUAUGUAUUUCACUCAGGGUGCCAAAAUGUGGUGAAGGAAACAGAGCAUGACGAGCAAUUCACAGAAGAAUAGGCCGAGAGUGGAAAAGGGGGAAAAAAAUCAUUCAGCGAUGCUUUCAGGUGAAGAAUCUAGGGCAGACAGAUUCACCGCUGUGAUGCAGAAGUCUUUAAGGUGAUUGAAUAUGAAAUCUAAUCAAUGUCCUCCAUGUGGUUUAACAUUAUAGACUCUGCUGGAGCACAGAGAGAGAGAGAAAGAAAAAAAAAAACAAAGUUCAGUUAUAUACAGCUCAUUAGGAUAAAUGAUUUGACAUCCUUUCGUGGAAGCCUGUCAAAUCCUAGCAUAAAUCUGGCCCCUUCUUCAGGCCUGCAAUCUAACUAAGUGACAAAGUGUAGAGGAUAUUUAAGAUUAAGAGCAUAAUUGUACAAAAAAAAAAGUUCACCUGUAAAUCUUGUUUUACUGCCAUUUUUGAAUGGGAUGACAGGUUAGCUCAAAGGCUCUUUGCAAUUGCAUACAGUAUUACCAGUCUCAAGGUGUUCUGUGAAAUGGUCUGGGAGUCUACCUUUCCUCCUCCCCUCCAAUACCCCCCCACCCCACACCACCCCCGCUGCCACCCCCAAGCACCCAAACCAGAGAGAGGCAGGCGGCAUUAGGGCAACAGAACAGAAAUGGUUUUACAAUGUAUUCCACUCGUGGACACAGAGCAAUAACGAAUUUUUUUUUUGUGGAGACCUAUAGACUUAGUGAAGUUUAAAAACGAUUGGACACAUGUAGUCGACUUAUUCUUAUGCAAAUGCCAGUAUUGCAAGACAAGCAUUCAGUAGUUUAUGGACAGCAAUUAUACGGCACCCUUUACCGAACUGCACGUUUUCAUCAAAUCCAAACCAAGAAGAAGAAAAAAAACAAACAAACCCUGCUUUAGUAGAAAGUCACGGGUCCUCAACACUUUGCAUGUGAACUAGUGUUAGAUCUAUUUUUCCUCUCCUCUUUAGCUGUCUUUCUCUCUGUCUUUCCCUGUUAUGUGACCCAAUUUUUCUCCACUCCCUAACCCCGCCCCCCCACACCCACACCCUCCAAAUGUUCAUCUCCUCUCGGUUCUCCCUAAUGUGUUUUGCUUUCCUCCUUUUUAUUACCCCUUUCUUGUUUGUAAGUUUUAUUUUUGUAAUUGUGCAUGUACAAGCGUCACUGACUUGAUGGAAAUGUAAAAAAACAAAACAAAAUAACAAAAAAAAAAAAGAUUUCAGCUGCUGAAGCCAUGCAAAAUGUUUUGAAUUGCCCUUAAAAUAUGGAAGUGUUUUCUGAAUGCUUUAUAUUCUUUCUGCUGUAAAAUAAUAAAAAAAAAAACAAAAAAAUGAAGAAAACUC